This is a messenger RNA of Anneissia japonica, 1513 nucleotides long. Its product is annotated as uridine 5'-monophosphate synthase-like. The record is from RefSeq and is a predicted model, not a curated record. Gene Ontology annotation, molecular function: orotidine-5'-phosphate decarboxylase activity; orotate phosphoribosyltransferase activity. Gene Ontology annotation, biological process: 'de novo' UMP biosynthetic process; 'de novo' pyrimidine nucleobase biosynthetic process. Lineage: Eukaryota; Metazoa; Echinodermata; Crinoidea; Comatulida; Comatulidae.
UGUUUAACAUACAAAGACAGAAAGGAAGCUUGCUCCCAUGUUGUUGCUAAGCAACUCUUGGACAUCAUGGAGAAGAAAGCAACAAAUUUAGCAUUUUCUGUGGAUGUUGUAACAUGCGAAGAGGUUCUAAAGCUUGCAGAUCUUGUCGGUCCAUACAUCUGUAUUUUGAAAACUCAUGUGGAUGUUCUGGAUGAUUUCAAUGAGGAAUUCAUUAAAUCGCUGCUAAGUUUAGCAGACAAACAUCAAUUCCUGAUAUUUGAAGACAGGAAAUAUGCAGACAUCGGCAACACAGUGAAACUGCAAUAUAGCUCAGGCAUUUUCAAGACCAGUGACUGGGCUCACAUCAUUAAUGCUCAUACAGUGCCGGGUGAUGGUGUCAUUAAGGGCCUUAAAGAAGUUGGAAUGCCAAAAGACCGAGGCUGUCUUCUGAUUGGCCAGAUGAGCUCCAAGGGGAACCUAGCACAAGGAACAUAUACAGAUGCAACUGUUUUAAUGGCUGAGGAACAUUCUGACUUUGUUUUUGGAUUUAUUUCAACCUCAAAAAUUUCUUCCAACCCUAAAUUUCUUCAUAUGACUCCAGGUGUUAAAAUGGCUGUAGGGAAGGACAACCUGGAACAACAGUACUUGACCCCAGAAGAGGUCAUAGUCAAUAGAGGAAGUGACAUCAUCAUUGUUGGUAGAGGGAUUUAUCAGGCAGAAGACCCGGUGAAAAUGGCAUUGGCUUAUAAGGAUGCAGGGUACAAUGCGUAUUUGAAAACCAUAGUGUAACCAAUCAAAAUCAAUGUAUCAUAUUUGUUUAUGAGCAAUAUUAACUUUUUCACUAGGUUUAAAAUUAUUUUUCUCAUCAAGUGAAUAUUAUUUUUCAUACUGUUACAAUUCGUACUCGCACAAUUCAUGAAAGAGCGCCAUCCUUCGAAGUUUGGCUGCCGCAAGUCGCAUCAGAGCAGUAUUCUUACUGUACACAUUUUGCAUUCAUAUUAAUUUUAUAGUAGUUCAUUAUGGGAUGGGGCAUUCGAAUGAAUUGGAAUUUGCCUGCUUGUAUGGUGUAGGCUUUACAGUAGGAAGCUUUUGAUUUGCACGACGUGACGCUAGAACAUAUUUACUCAUGCGUGACCAUCCUACAUCUUCUGCACAACAUAGAUUUGGCCAAAUUGCAACCUAGAAUCCAUGCGACCGCGAGAAUUUAACAUAAAAACCAAUUCUAUGAUAAACUUAAGCAACAUUUGUCAUAUCAGGAUGAUAUCUGACUCAGAGAGCUGACAUGAACUUUUGCACACAUCACAUGACAUCAACAGCACCCUCUACUGUCAGCUUUAGCCCAGUCCUACUAGUCUUUUGUAGUGGAAAAUUACAUAUAUUUUCAUAUUUUUCCUUUAUAUUUCCUUUUGUAUAACUUGUGAAGGUUGGAUAUUUAUCUAAUGUCUCUUUCUGUAUAAUUACUUGCCUUGGCCUAUCUGUGUACUAUCAAACAUUAUAUUUAUCUUUUGGUUAAAUAAAGGAACAAAUUAGCACA